ACCCGCUCAACAAAAGUCCACUUUGCAUUCGCAAAAUGGCAACUGCAAGAAGUAAACAAUCAAAGAGUAAUCGGAAUCUCACUUUGACUGCUGUGGCACUUCAGGAUCAUUUGGCUAAAACGUUGAAUCUGAAAGACGGGUUAUCUUUGUCUAAAGCGAUUUCGAAUCAGAAUACAGUCAACUUGAAAUCAAAAAAUAUUGUCUUUAAGAAAGAUACAAAGAAUCUUAACAAAGAAUUCGUAAUAAAAUCAGCUUCCCAAAAUGUCACAAGGAACGUGACAUUGGCAGAAAAACUGGGUAUUGUAGAGUGUGAAGAAAAUCCUUGUUUGAAUGAAGAACAAUGGGCAAUUUUAAAGAUAAAAUCUAACUCGAGAGGUGAUUCGUCACAACCAUGUGCAAUAUGUAAGGAUAAUUAUAAUCAAUUUCGACAGCAAAUAUUAUUAUCAUGUAGUCAUGUUUUUCAUCGCCAAUGCAUAGCAUCAUUUGAAAAAUACUCAGGUAAAGCUAUUUGUCCUAUUUGUCGAAGAACAAACUAUGAAAAAAGAGUAAUAUUUGAUGGUUCAAUAAUUACUUUAAACAGAUCUGCCACUUUGAUACAAAAACACUGGAGGCGUUAUAUUGUACAAAAAAGGUACAUUCAACUUAGAGAGAAAAUACCACCAAGUGACAAAAAACUUAGAAGAAAGUAUUAUGAGCAAAAGUUCUUAAAACUUUCUGAUAAACUUGUUGAAUCAUACGACUAUCACUACGAAGAUGUGUCCCAGUUUAUUGAUUCGAUUGACCAAAAUUUGGUUUCUAGCAAGUCUGUAAUGAAGAGAUUUACUGAAAGAGACAUGCUUGAAAAUGAGUGGGAAAAUAUCCAAAUUAAAGCUAUUAAAAGAGGCAAAAAGGAAUGUCCAAUAUGUUUGUCAUUGCUAAAUGAUGGAAGCAAGGGAACCAUGUUGUUAUCAUGCACACAUGUUUAUCAUAUGCAAUGCCUUUUGGCUUACGAGCAAUAUAAUAAUAAGCAUGAGAAACUUUGCCCAGUGUGUAGAACAGAAUAUAAUAAAAGGAGUUUUUAGGUUUGAAACAAUUGUGUGAAGUAUUAACAUAACUUUCUUUCUGCUUAAAAAUAGUGGUGUUAAGGCAGAUUUAUAGUGAAGAAUACGAAAAAUUGAAUUGAAUUCUACUUUUUUAUACAAAUAAUCUGAACAGUCAAGUUUGUUGAAAAAAACCAACUAAUUUUGUUACAUUUGGUGAUACUUUUGUGUAUUAGGAUCAAUAGAAGGCAAGUGAGACAAGUGUGACUUUGAUUUAGGAAAAUACAGCUUGAUGUUGUCUGGCCUGGUUGGGGAAAGUUUUAACGCAGUACCUAAUCAAUACCUGACGAGAAGAAAGUGUUUAAAGAAAACACUUUUGCAGCUGUUGUAAAAAUUUUAAAACAUUAUUCCUGCAAAAUUUUCUAACUAGAAAUGGUCCAUGAGCAUUUUAAGGUAAUCCAAUAAAAAUAGUCAAAAAUUUAAAAAAAGGUAAGCUUGUAUUUAUUAAAAUGCGUUUUCUUGCAUGACUGACCUUUUAAUAAACAUGAAACAUUAUUAAAAUUAUUGGAAUGCUAAUAAACAAUGAAAAAUAUCUUUAUUUUUGUCGACCCGUAAAA
Molecule: messenger RNA, 1636 nt
Organism: Hydractinia symbiolongicarpus
Lineage: Eukaryota; Metazoa; Cnidaria; Hydrozoa; Anthoathecata; Hydractiniidae
Product: RING finger protein 32-like
Exons: 1
Coding region: 36-1061 (341 amino acids)
Molecular function (GO): protein binding
Source: RefSeq, a predicted model, not a curated record